Messenger RNA from Cinara cedri, 4045 nucleotides. Lineage: Eukaryota; Metazoa; Arthropoda; Insecta; Hemiptera; Aphididae. The record is from the annotation of a GenBank genome assembly.
UAUGUUUUUAAAAGUACACGGUUGGGUAAAAUACACGACACGGGGUAGUGUGAACCCGGCUUAAAGCUUAGACGUUUGUACUCACUAAUUCUACUUUUGAAAAUGGCGUUACUGAAAAUGUUGAGACCCUAUCGAGAAGCAACAAAUCAAUUAACCAAAUGUAAGUACUUAAUGUUAAAGAAUUUGUUUUUAUUUAAUGUUUAUUUGAUUUAUUAUACAUUAUGUAUGUAACAGUGUCCCAUAGUGUGAAUUGAUAAUAUUUUUCCAAUAUGGUUUUCUGUCAGAAGGGCACAUGUAGAGAGAAAUAGAAUUUGUAUUUUCAUCCUUAAAAACUGAAAAAUGCGAUCUUCAGAUAAUGGUUUGAGCAUGAGUAUUCCACUAAGUGGAUUUUAAUUAUGUGGUGGAUGGUCGGUAUUUAGGCAUUACCAGUAAGUUGAAAAAGCGGUUCUGGACUUUAUCAAGUCGCUGCAUGUUACUUGGGUGGCCUAGACGACAGCACCAUAUUCAAGUAGUGAUGUGACCAAGGUGUUGUAUAGUGAAGAAAUGUACCUACGCAUGAGAGUGGAAGAGUAUCGCCUAAUGAAUUCAACAAUUCUCAACACCUUGCAUGCAAUGUAAUCAAUGUUGUCGAAAAUCAAGUGAAGAAAUGUUAAGAAAGCCUAAGGGCCGUUCUCAUCAAUGUAAAAAAAAAAGCGUUUAUCUGAUUCUUAAACUGAGUUUAUAGCUGAUAACCGAUCACAAUUGGUCAAUUUUCUUAUAAACUCCAUUUACAUAUCAAUGUUUACAUUGAUGAGAACGGGCUAAAGUCUUUCACUUGAUCAUCAUGUUCAAGAGGAUGCCCGUUUGGGUGUUAAUCAUAUUUUUAUAAUUCAUGGGUACGAUAAAAAGACCUGAGCUUAUAUUUGCUAGUAUUAGUAGAAAUUUUGGAUACAAAUAAUUUUGAAAACACUGAUUUGUGAGACACUGGUAAAUAUUAUAUAUUAUAUUCUAGGUGACACCACUGCACUACUACCGCAAAUCAAUAAUGUCCGAGGUCUUAAGAAUUUUAAACCUCCAAUUAUAUAUGACCGUAAGAACAUUUGAUACUUACCUAUUGAAUAAUUUAAGAGUUGUAUUAAUUUGCCUAUAAUUUGUUCAGAUAUUGAGAUACCUGAAAGACCUAAACUACAUUACAUUGAUAGGGUACCAAAUUAUAGUAACUCUCAACUCAGGCCACCAAAAAUGCAUAAAAUGCUCAAUUUGAUGAGGGGUCCUGAAUUGGUUCAUAACAAACUCAUUCAUAAACAGUAUGGUAUUCAGGUAUACACAUUUGUAAUAUUACUAAUAUUAUUUAUUAUUUAGGUUACCUAAUUGAGUAUUUUAAAAAUAGUUCAUUAAUGAACUAUGUAAUUUUUGAAGUAUUAAAUCAUUUUUUUUUUUUCAUGUUUUUUUAAUAAAUAUACAAAAUGCUUGAUUAUUAAUAUAGGCUACAGGUGGAGGCCGAAUGAGAUAUAUUCAUUUUGAAGUAAUUCGUAUGGGUUUACUUAGAAAAUUAGAUUGGUCCAGAAUGUUUGCUAUUUGGAGAAUCGAUUCACCAUGGCAAGCUGUUACUAAAAAGGUUUGUUUUAUUACAUAAAUAAUUAAACAUUUGAGAACAUUUCUUUAACCCAGUAAUAUUCUUAUAGGGUCAAGGUCAGCGGAUGGGUGGCGGUAAAGGAAGUAUAGAUCAUUAUGUUACUCCCGUUAGAACUGGCAGAAUUAUCAUAGAAAUUGCUGGUCAUUGUGAAUAUGUAGAAGUAUGUUAAUGUUUUUUAAAUUAUCAUGAAUAAAAAGUACCACUCAUCGAUCUUAGGACCCUGGACCCGUAUAAAACGGGGAAGGUUUUUCAAAUUAGAUUAAGGUGGUAUUUAAUUUUGAACAUUAUUUAUGAUGACCGACACCCUAUUUUGUGUAAAAUUAAUGAUAAUUUGCCCUCUUCUUGUGCUCAAAGAAGGUUGAAAAUGAUGAAAUAGGGUAGUUUUGUGGUUUUUCGCAAAUAAUUAAAUAAAUAUAUCACUGAUUAUAAAAUGAUGUACAAUUUUUUGGUAGCUCUUCUUAAUAUCUAUAUAAUUUAAUAUUAUACAAUUUACUGUAAAAUCUGUUUUUCUCAAAAAAAAUUGUAAAAUACAAACUAUUUCAUGUAUUUAGCAAAACUGAUUUUUUAAGAUUAUUUAAUUUUAUUUGUCAAAUGACUGAAGAUAUAAAACAAUAAAUUUAGUAUAAAAUUGAUGUAGAAUUCAAUUCCCUAAAAACAGUUCAAGACAAUUAAAUUGUCUUAAUGGUCCUAAUAGGAAUCUUUUAAAUAAAUUUGGAGAUUGUUGAUUAGAAUACAUAGAAAAAAAUUAAAUAUUUUUAUUUAGAAAUGUUAUCUGCCGUAUUUGAUAUGCUUGAAAAAUGGUCUUUUCUUCACAAAGUUUAAGAAUUCGACAGUCUGGUAAGCACCAUCCAGUGAGAUGGAUGGCCAAAAGUAUACAUUAUUUGAAAAUAUUUUUAUUAAGAUUAGAAUUCAAUAUGACUAAGACCGAAGGAAAUGUGUUGAGCAGAAUUUGUGCUUUCAUUAUUAAAAUUUAUAUAAAAGUCAUGGUUUUACCACAAUGAAUGUGAGCGAAGUACCUUUGAAUAAUUUAAAUUUAAUACGUGUGUUGCAUGAAUAUACAAUAUGCCAUAAGCCGAUAGCUCAAGCAUGCUUAUCAAAGUUUUUAGUUCUAUUGUAAAAAUCUUUGGUACCUCAAAAAUGGAUGCAUCACAUUUUCUAUUUUUUAUGAACAGAAUUCGACAGAAAUGAGAAAACAAAUCACAAAAACCUUAAAGAAUAUGAAGAAAUAGAUCAAAUAAGUGAGGAAUAAGUUAAAGAAGAGAACGUUCAAAAUAAAUUUGUAUUAAAAUUAGAAAACGUUAGAUAUUUGUUUAAUUCUGCUCAAUGCAUUUCUUUCUGUCUUAGUCACUUUGAAUUCCAAUCUUAUUAAAAAAUAUCUUCAAACAAUGAAUACUUUUGUCCAUUCAUCUCACUGGAUGGUACUUAUCUGUACAAUAAGGCUGUCGGAUUCUUAAACUUUGUCAAGUAGAGACCAUUUUUCAAGUGUAUCAAAUACGGCAGAUAUUGAUACAGAUGAAAUAAUAUGAAAGUGAUAAUAUAUUAACAUAAAUCCUAUUGUAACAUUAAAUCAGUCGUUCUAAUUAAUUUUUUAUUAAUGACCCUUUUUUUUUAGAAAAAUUAAAUUCUAUAUCAUUAUUAUAUUAAAUAUUGUUUUAUAUCUUCAGCCAUUUGACAAAUAUAAUUAAAUAGUCUUAAAAAAAUCAGUUUUGCUAAAUACAUGAAAUAUUUUGUAUUUUUUCUUGGGAAAAACAUAUUUUACAGUAAAUUGAAUAAUAUUAAAUUAUAUAGACAUUAAGAAGAGUUAUCAAAAAGUUAUAUAUCAUUUUAUGAUCAGUGAUAUAGUUAUUGAAUUACUUGCAAAAAACCACAAAACUACCCUAUUAACUCAAUUUAAACCCUCUAAGAGCAUGGGAAGGGGGUGAGUUAUUAUGAACAAAUUUCAAACAGAUUACUUUUACACAAAACUGAAUAAAAUUGGGGGAGGGGGUCAGUCAUCAAAAAUAAUAAUGUUCAAAAAUAAGGACCUCCCUUAAAUUAGAUUCAUAACAUUUGUUUUACUAUGUUAAACAACAAUACAUACAAUUUUUUAAUUAUUAAUGACUUUUAAUGUUAUAGGUGAAAGACAUUUUGAAGAAAAUUUCUGCUAAACUUCCAUUCCAAGCCAAAGCUGUUAGCCAAGAGAUUUUAGAGUUUAAUACAGCUAAAGAACAGUGGAAGAAUGAAAAUAAUCAAAAUCCAUAUACAAUGGAAUAUUUAAUUAAAAAUAACAUGGAUGAUUUGCAACGAAAAGUAAAAAAAAUUGAUCUAUUACACUUUGGAAAAUAUGUCUAAGAUUCAGUUAGUGAUUAAAUAAAUUUAUAUAGUUAAUACUUUGAUGUAUUUUGAUUUGUAUGUAUAUACUAAAAUAAUAAAGUUUAUUUAAAUAUUGAA